UGGUCCUGAUUGGUCAACAAGCGGCACGUGAUACGGAAGUAGUGUCAAUGGCGGAGCGGAGUGAUGAUGCGGCAGGAAUCCAGCGAUGACGCGGAGGACGUGUCGCUCUUCGACGCUGAGGACGAGGGGCCGCGGAGACCAAAGAAGAAGAAGAUCCGACAUCCAGUGGCCUGUUUCUUCCACCUAUUUUUCCGAAUCAGUGCAAUAAUUGUCUACCUUCUUUGCGAACUCCUGAGCAGCAGCUUUAUCGCCUGCUUUGUGACAAUAAUAUUACUCCUAUCAUGUGACUUCUGGACUGUAAAAAACAUCACCGGUAGACUACUGGUGGGAUUACGUUGGUGGAAUCAGAUCGAUGAUGAUGGAAAGAGCCACUGGGUCUUUGAGGCCAGGAAGCCUUCUGGAAAAGGGAGGAGAGCAUCUUCGGAAGCAGAAUCCAAAAUCUUUUGGUUAGGAUUAAUUAUCUGUCCGAUCAUGUGGGUUAUUUUUGUCUUCAGUACUUUCUUUUCCUUUAAACCAAAAUGGCUGGCUGUGGUCAUCAUGGGUGUUUCACUCCAAGGAUCUAAUCUGUACGGUUAUAUCAAAUGCAAGAUGGGAAGCGGAAAAAAUCUGACCAGCAUGGCCAGCUCGUACCUGGGCCGCCAGUUUUUCAAAACGGCAAUGAAGACAGAAGACAGUGAAGAGCCCUGAAAGGGGGAGUGCCAUUUUGGAAAAUAAACUUGAGAUAUUUUCUUUACUUGCGAACAGUUCUUGAUUCUGAACGCUGGCAAUUUUCAGUUGUUUUCCGUAACACCCAAAGAAUCAAUUAUAAUUGUUUUGGAACUUGUAACUUGUAACUUUCUUAUUAAUAUCUGAUUUAAGUAUUGGAAGCUG
Messenger RNA from Leucoraja erinaceus (little skate), 870 nucleotides. RefSeq names its product trans-golgi network vesicle protein 23 homolog B (S. cerevisiae) (gene tvp23b). Gene Ontology annotation, biological process: vesicle-mediated transport; protein secretion. The transcript is spliced from 7 exons. Gene Ontology annotation, cellular component: Golgi membrane. Bases 64 to 687 code for a protein of 207 amino acids. The record is from RefSeq and is a predicted model, not a curated record. Lineage: Eukaryota; Metazoa; Chordata; Chondrichthyes; Rajiformes; Rajidae.